Molecule: messenger RNA, 1349 nt
Organism: Drosophila melanogaster (fruit fly)
Lineage: Eukaryota; Metazoa; Arthropoda; Insecta; Diptera; Drosophilidae
Gene: Or46a
Product: odorant receptor 46a
Exons: 4
Coding region: 164-1309 (381 amino acids)
Biological process (GO): detection of chemical stimulus involved in sensory perception of smell; sensory perception of smell
Cellular component (GO): membrane; plasma membrane
Molecular function (GO): olfactory receptor activity; odorant binding
Source: RefSeq, marked reviewed
AAUCAUUACUUGAUUUUAUUAGUCAUAUUAUGUUUUUGUCUUAAUAAUUUAAUGAUUAACCAACGAUUAGGUCGUCUAAUGACAUUUUAAAUGCCGUUCAGAAGCCUUAUAAACACUUGAACGAAUCAAUUAAUCUUAAGUUCUGGAAAAAUCUGGACGUGAAAUGAGCAAAGGAGUAGAAAUCUUUUACAAGGGCCAGAAGGCAUUCUUGAACAUCCUCUCGUUGUGGCCUCAGAUAGAACGCCGGUGGAGAAUCAUCCACCAGGUGAACUAUGUCCACGUAAUUGUGUUUUGGGUGCUGCUCUUUGAUCUCCUCUUGGUGCUCCAUGUGAUGGCUAAUUUGAGCUACAUGUCCGAGGUUGUGAAAGCCAUCUUUAUCCUGGCCACCAGUGCAGGGCACACCACCAAGCUGCUGUCCAUAAAGGCGAACAAUGUGCAGAUGGAGGAGCUCUUUAGGAGAUUGGAUAACGAAGAGUUCCGUCCUAGAGGCGCCAACGAAGAGUUGAUCUUUGCAGCAGCCUGUGAAAGAAGUAGGAAGCUUCGGGACUUCUAUGGAGCGCUUUCGUUUGCCGCCUUGAGCAUGAUUCUCAUACCCCAGUUCGCCUUGGACUGGUCCCACCUUCCGCUCAAAACAUACAAUCCGCUUGGCGAGAAUACCGGCUCACCUGCUUAUUGGCUCCUCUACUGCUAUCAGUGUCUGGCCUUGUCCGUAUCCUGCAUCACCAACAUAGGAUUCGACUCACUCUGCUCCUCACUGUUCAUCUUCCUCAAGUGCCAGCUGGACAUUCUGGCCGUGCGACUGGACAAGAUCGGUCGGUUAAUCACUACUUCUGGUGGCACUGUGGAACAGCAACUUAAGGAAAAUAUCCGCUAUCACAUGACCAUCGUUGAACUGUCGAAAACCGUGGAGCGUCUACUUUGCAAGCCGAUUUCGGUGCAGAUCUUCUGCUCGGUUUUGGUGCUGACUGCCAAUUUCUAUGCCAUUGCUGUGUUAUCUGACGAGAGGCUGGAGCUCUUUAAGUAUGUGACCUAUCAGGCGUGCAUGUUGAUUCAGAUUUUUAUAUUGUGCUACUAUGCCGGUGAGGUAACCCAGCGCAGCCUGGACCUUCCGCACGAGCUGUACAAGACCUCCUGGGUGGACUGGGACUACAGGAGCCGAAGGAUUGCGCUCCUCUUUAUGCAACGCCUUCACUCGACCUUGAGGAUUAGGACACUUAAUCCAAGUCUUGGUUUUGACUUAAUGCUCUUCAGCUCGAUCGUCAACUGCUCCUACAGCUACUUCGCACUGCUGAAGCGCGUCAACAGUUAAAUUUCGAAACACCGCAGCACCUAAAGAUUUUCAAGCCGAU